AUGUCGUGGUUGCAGUCCCUCUUCCAAUUUUUAUUCCUUCUCUACAUUUUCAUCAAUGGGUUUUCUGCGAAUCAUCCCAUAUUCGUGGCCGCCAAUAGAUCAUCUGCAGUUCACUUCGAGAUGAUCCACAGACAUGAUCCAACGGUUUUGGGUGAGAAAAUCUUAAAUCGCUCCGAAAGCAUCAAGGAGCUCUUUCACGUCGAUAAACGUCGCAUGGAGAUGAUUGUCGCCCACUACAAUACAUUACCAAUGGAGAGGAGGAGGACAACUCAAGUGAAAGGGGUGAAAAAAGGUGUUGGAAGAACAUCUCAUGGGAAUGGGAAAGGUGUGAAAGGUGUGAAAAAAGUUGGUGUUCUUGGGAGGGACAACUCUUCUUUCUCCCUCCCAAUUAGGUCUGGUUCCUAUGCUCACUUGGGUUCCUACUUUGUGUCUCUCAAAGUAGGAACACCAGCUCAGAUAUUCCUAUUGGUAGUAGAUACAGGGAGCAGCCUCACCUGGAUGGAUUGCAAAGUCAAAUGUCUUGAUCCCAAACAAGGAACUUAUUGCAAUAGAAAAGUGAACCCAAAGAAGAGAAUCUUCCAUUCGGAACGUUCUAGAACAUUCCGAACCGUACCAUGUUCUAGUAAUAUGUGUCGUCAAAAUUUUACCCAGCUCAUGUCUGUGAUGGAGUGUCCGACGGCGAAAUCCCCAUGCGCAUAUCAAUACAAUUACGUCGACGGGAUGUCAAAGGGAAUCUUCGCCUACGACUCAGUGACUGUCACCCUAUCCAAUGGUCAAAAGAAGAAGAUCCAUGAUAUGUUGAUUGGAUGCAAUCAAGUGUGGAAAACAAGCAAUCCGAUUGGUUUAAGCAAUGGUGAUGGAAUCAUGGGUUUGGGUUUCAAUACACAUUCCUUUGGUCCUAGAGUAUUUGAUGACUUCCAUGGAAAAUUCUCCUAUUGUUUGAUGGACCGGUUUAGUGACAAACGUGUGACCAAUUAUCUCACCUUCGGCAAUCGCCGCCGCGAAGAGAUGCCAUCGAACAUGAAAUUCACCGAACUUGGCCUCGUUGGAGACUUUUACGCCGUCCAAGUGACCGGAAUCUAUGUAGAUGGAGUGAAGCUGAACAUCCCGGCCGAAAUUUGGAACUUUGACAAGGGAAGUGGUAUGAUAAUAGACUCCGGUUUUACCUUAACCUCAUGGGUUAGAGAAGCGUAUGAACCCAUUAUGAACGCCCUUGAGAAACCAUUGCUUAAGCACUUUCGUAAGGUAAAUAAUGAAAAUUUUGACUCUUGCUUCAGUGUGAUUAACACUGACAAGAUGGGCAACGAGGUGGCAAUCGAUGAGUCGUUGAUUCCUAAGUUUGAAAUUGAGUUCAAGUUUGGGGUUCGAUUUAAGGCACCGGUGAAGAGCUAUUUUAUUUACGUAGACGAAAAUGUGAAUUGUAUUGGAUUUGUUAAGUCACCAGACAGAGACGAGAGUGGGUCCCACGAUUACUUUUCUAUCCUUGGAAACGUAAUGCAACAGAAUCAUAUGUGGGAGUUUAAUCCAUUUACCAAUCAACUCGGAUUUGCACCUUCUACUUGUGAGCUUCGCCAUCACCAUGCGUAG
Molecule: messenger RNA, 1587 nt
Organism: Macadamia integrifolia
Lineage: Eukaryota; Viridiplantae; Streptophyta; Magnoliopsida; Proteales; Proteaceae
Product: aspartic proteinase NANA, chloroplast-like
Exons: 1
Coding region: 1-1587 (528 amino acids)
Biological process (GO): proteolysis
Molecular function (GO): aspartic-type endopeptidase activity
Source: RefSeq, a predicted model, not a curated record